AACCAACUGGGGGAGGAAUGAAUAUUGAGAUUUUUAACUUCCAAAAAUGUUACUCAUCGAUAUAUCAGUUGAUACAUAUGAGCUGAUAAAUACUGAUAUGUAUCCCAAUACAAUUGAUAUAUAUAGGAUUUGAAUUUUUGAAUGGUGGUGGCAAUUUGCAGGUGUUGCAUCACUUCUGGGGAAGAGAUCUAUGUCAUUUUCAGCCAUUGAAGUGUGUGAUCAUGAAACCAAUGGGGUUGAAGAUGACUUAUCAGAUGAUGGGUCACAAGCUGGCGAGAAGAAGAGGAGACUGAACUUGGAACAAGUGAAAACACUUGAGAAGAACUUUGAGUUGGGAAACAAGCUUGAAUCUGAGAGGAAAAUGCAACUGGCAAGGGCUCUUGGGCUGCAACCAAGACAAAUAGCUAUAUGGUUUCAGAACAGGAGGGCUAGGUGGAAGACAAAGCAGUUAGAGAAAGACUAUGAUGUUCUUAAGAGACAGUUUGAUGCUAUCAAGGAUGAUAAUGAUGCUCUCCAAUCUCAGAACCAGAAACUUCAAGCUGAGAGAGCAGAGUGGAUCAAGUAUCUAGGAGUUUUUGCUAACAUGGAAACCAGAGCAAAUCAAGUCUAUGAUGCUACAAUCUGCUCUAUUUUUAUUUUGUAUAUGGAAAGUAUUCAAAGAGGUGUGGUUUUGCCCAUAUUAAAGAGGUGUGGUUUUGUAGAAAGUAUUCAAAGAGGGCCCUUGAAGUUCUACAACAAAGAGAUUCAUGCAGCAGCUUUUUGUUUGCCAUCUUUCGCCAAGAAGGUGAUUGAAUCCAAAUCUAAAUGA
Camellia sinensis is the source of this 808-nucleotide messenger RNA. Lineage: Eukaryota; Viridiplantae; Streptophyta; Magnoliopsida; Ericales; Theaceae. The record is from RefSeq and is a predicted model, not a curated record.